AAAAAAAACAGAAAGAAGAAGAGGUGACGAACUGCGAACCCUAAAUCCCCAAAUUUUACUUACCAAGUCAAGAUCAAUAUUCAAAUGCUGCAGUCUCACUCUUUCUGGCUUCUCUUAUGAAUUACACCUACCCCUAUUGUAAGUGUAACCCUUUCUGUGUCUCCUGUAGUGGUUCUCUGGAAUUCCUCCUCUCUUCGUAAUAUCUUUCACUGUCAAUUCUUAAAUUUUCGAGUAGAGUUUUAUUUCCUUCAAUUUUAUAUUUGUAUGUAUAUAAAGGAGUUACAAUUACAAUCUGAAUUUGGGGUGUCACAAAUGUACCAAAUUUUAGUUUUCUAGGGUCUUAUAAUUUUACUUCAGGGAUUGAGUCUUAUGUUCAAAAAUUUGGAUUGUAUGUGACUGUUGGAUGCAUUGAUAAUGCCAUGAAAAUGUUCAACGAAAUGUCGAUUAUAAUUUCUUAAUUGUGUACAUUUAGUGAAAAUGCACAAGUUGAAUCAUUUUGAAACAAUUUUAAAAUUUUUUGUUUCCGAUUUUAGAGCUUUUUCAUUGAUGAACUCAUGAACAAAAGUUGAACUAGUGUGAAACUUCCUCCGCUAUAUGUUUUUAGCCGUGAGAUCAGCGCCAUGUAAGAUUGUUCACCAACCUGUUUUGGUUGAUUGGAAAAACCUUAAUUUUGAAUCUUAUAAGUUGUUCGGUUUCACUUAGCUCCAUCAAUGUUAGGCUUUCUUUUCAUAACAACAGCAUUUGGAUUUGGUUUCUUUUUUGCUCUGUUUAUAUUUCUAUUUGCUAAUCUCUUGCAAAGUAGAAAGAACUCAUUAUCUUGAAGGAUGAAACAGUGUAAGGAGAGCAAUACAAAGAGUUCAAACUGGAAUUGUAUAAGAGUUGGGCAAUGUACCUAAAAGUAAUGACUGCUUCAUUGUGAAGAUUGCAAUUGUCUAGGUUGAAGGGUUUUGAUGGGCUAGGAUUUGAUAACAGGGAUAAUUGAAUUUUCAUAGACAUUGGUACCAGUCGACAUGGAGUUUCCUCGUAUCCCUAAUUCCUUAUUUCUUCAACAAGGAGAAGAAGUAGCUACGUUAAGCAGCAAGCUUCCAGAAGAGAUUUACCAGGAAAUUUUGAUCAGGUUACCAGUCAAAUCCGUAUUAAUAAGUAAGUCUGUUUGCAAAUCUUGGUAUUCCCAAAUUUCAAAUCCUAAUUUUGUUAAAUUGCACCUCAACCAAAAUAAGAACAACUCUAGUAGUGAUAGUAGUCUGUUGCUUGGAAUUGGUGAUGAUCUGCACUCUAUUGGUUAUGAUUCGUUAGUUUCAUCUAGGGAGAUUGAAGAAGGUUCAUCUGUUAGAAUGCGGUAUCCAUUUAAGUUACAAAUUCAGUGUGUUAGAUUAUUGGGUUCCUGUAAUGGUCUGGUUUUUCUUCAGCUUUAUGGUUAUUCUGUUCAUUAUGAUGAUGAGAGGGAUUUCUUGUGUGUUUGGAACCCUGCCACCAGGGAAUACAAGAAGAUACCUGAAUCACCAUCUAUAUCUUUCAAAGAUAUCUGCAUAAAUGGUCUUGUUUAUGAUGGUAAGAAUGACGAUUACAAGUUUGUAAUUGGGGCAGAUGGUGAUACAAGUGAGUUGACUACUUCACUGGAAAUCUUUUCGUUAAAAUCUAAUGCAUGGGAAACGAUUCUAACACCUUAUUGGUCUGCUUAUGGUGAGUGGAAAACUGGGGUACUUGUUAAUGGGAAUCUUCAUUGGUUAGCCAAAGGGGAAUGUGGUGGUUGCAUAGUCUAUUUGGAUAUCAGCUACGGUAUGCCAUCAUUCAAAGAAAUUCAACUACCAACAGUGCAGAAUUUGGAAUUUUUUAGUGUGGGAGUGUUGGAAGAGGGGUGCCUUUGUGUACUGGCUGACAAUGGUGACAUUGGCCUUGCUCGUGUUGAAGUAUGGGAAAUGCAAGUUUACGGUGUUCGUGAGUCUUGGACUAGACGUUAUGUUAUCGCCAAUCACACAAUAACAACAUCAGUUAUGGUUGAAGAAUCUGGUUGGAGGACUAUAUGGUCUUUUAAGAAAGGGAAGAUUAUAUUCGUGGAUUCUCAGAAAGUUGUGUUAUAUGAUCCAAAGCAUAGAACUGCUAUUGAACGAAAUUUGAAUAGGUUAGCAUAUUUCACAUCAGUAGUUAACCAUGUUGAAAGCUUAGUUUCACUCAGUUCUGGUACAUACGUGGGACAGAACUAGACGAGGAAUGAACCGAAGACGAAGCCUAAGAAUGUGUUAUUUUAGUCCUUACAGGAUACAUCAUAUCGAACCUUCUCCGGAGCUGGGUGCUUAUAUAAGGCCUGCUGCUCCUUUUCCUGCUCCACCGUUGGUACCACGUCGGUCCAACAAUAGUCAGGUUCCCUUACAAUCGCUUGUUGAUAUUUAUGUUCAUCCCGUCUUUAACUCAUUAGCAUUUCAUGUUCCUGGCUAGAAAAUUCUGUUUAACUAUUUUGUCAUUGAUUUUCUGUUAUGAUUUUGUGCGCACAGUUUCGGGAACUUGAAGACUUAAUUUUGUGAUUGCAGUACUUUCUCUUAAUGUUCACAGAACCAUAGUUCUUUUGGUACAUUUCUAGCAUUCUGUGGAAAACCACUUUUUACAUAGCUGCCUAUUUGUUGUGUUUGUCGAUCUGCAUUAGGUUUCUGAUUUUAACAAUUACAAGUAGUAUAUAUACUCGGCUUAUUCAGGGUUUUAACUUAAGGUGAUUGUUUUUACACCAUAUU
Messenger RNA from Papaver somniferum (opium poppy), 2726 nucleotides. Its product is annotated as F-box protein CPR1-like. The coding region runs from base 1011 to 2204 and encodes 397 amino acids. The transcript is spliced from 2 exons. Gene Ontology annotation, molecular function: protein binding. NCBI's taxonomy places the organism in Eukaryota, Viridiplantae, Streptophyta, Magnoliopsida, Ranunculales, Papaveraceae. The record is from RefSeq and is a predicted model, not a curated record.